Wallemia mellicola CBS 633.66 is the source of this 2125-nucleotide messenger RNA. Its product is annotated as putative acetylornithine transaminase. Bases 748 to 2103 code for a protein of 451 amino acids. Lineage: Eukaryota; Fungi; Basidiomycota; Wallemiomycetes; Wallemiales; Wallemiaceae. Gene Ontology annotation, molecular function: pyridoxal phosphate binding; identical protein binding; transaminase activity. Gene Ontology annotation, cellular component: mitochondrial matrix. The transcript has 7 exons. The record is from RefSeq and is a predicted model, not a curated record. Gene Ontology annotation, biological process: arginine metabolic process.
AUCGCUGUCAACACCAUCCAAAGGUUCUUCUUAUCUGAUUCCUUAUCGUUGUCUUGGAUAAUCCCUGCUACUGACCUGGCUAUUACUCUUAGCUCACUCACAAGUUCACCACUAUAAUCCUCUUCUCUACUUGCUAUCAAAUAGAUAAUCCAACGUGUCUGCCUAUCGGCUAAGAUUCCGCCUUCUUUUGCAUUCUCUAGCAAAAACGUCAUCAAUGUUAAAGCCGAUAUCAUAGUUAGUGACUUCAUUAUUGACAACUUUGGCUCUCUAUUGAGUUCAUUUAUGUAGUUUAGCCACCCUCCCUUGUCUUUCUUCCCCGGAAAUGGCAUAUAACCUUCUGGUAACUCACUCAAAGGUGGUACAUUCACGCUAUUCAGUUGUUUACGUAGGUUCUUGAAAUUAGCUGUAAAACUAAUACGCCACUCCCUAGAUGGCUCUUGUAUGUCUGAUGUAUCCCUCUGCUUUCCCUUCUCGGUGGAUGUAUUACACACUACUUCAUAGGGGUUAUCAACGCGCUUGUGGUUGGGUAUAGUAGAAGCUUCUCGUCUCACAGUGAAGAGAUACUGUGCACCAUCUUCGACAUCGCCAGAGAAAUCACUAGGGAGGUUAGCUACAGGUAAUACCUGUGCACCCAAAUGAUUAUCAUCCUCAUAUGACAUUAUCUACAAAUGCGAUCUUUUAUCGUUUAGUUAUUCGCUAUUUCCGAAAUUGACUGUCAGUGGAAAGACGUCUUCUUUUCAAACAAUCAUGUUCUCUAUCAGAAAUUUUAGACUGAUAAACAACCGCAGGUCAUUAUCGACAGCUGCGUCAGGAUACAUAAAGCCAACACAUCCAGACAACCCGCAACCUAAGGAAGUAAUCGAUAAACUCAACAGAUAUGCAAACAGCGUUGUAAAUACAUACGCUCGUCCACCUGUUAUAUUCACUCACGGAAAGGGUUUGAAACUUUAUGACUCACAGGAUAGAGAAUACCUUGAUAUGAGCGCAGGUAUUGCUGUAAAUGGCUUGGGUCAUGCUGAUGAUGGUGUAUCAAAAGUACUCGCAGAUCAAUCAUCUAAGUUGGUUCAUAAUUCUAACCUCUAUCACAAUGAAUGGUCAGGCGAACUUGCGCACUUGUUGACAACACUCACAAAGCAACAUGGUGGUCUUGGAUACGUGAAGGGUUCCUCCACAGAAGGUGCAGGUUUGAAAGCCUUCUUCGCCAAUUCUGGUACAGAAGCUAAUGAGGGUGCAUUGAAAUUUGCCAGAGUGAGCGGAAAGCAACACUCAGCAGACAAAGUUGAGCUUGUUUGCUUCAAUAAUGCUUUCCACGGAAGGAGUAUGGGUGGUUUAUCUGUCACUUCUAACCCAAAAUAUCAAGAUCCAUUUGCACCACUCAUUCCAGGUGUUAAAGUCGGCAAUGUUAAUGAUGUUCCAGCACUCACUGAGCUUGUCACUGAGAAGACCUGUGGUGUAAUCAUAGAACCUAUUCAAGGUGAAGGUGGUAUCCACAAUGUCGAUCUUGAUUUCUUAAUUGCAUUAAGAAAGCGUUGUGAUGAAGUUGGCGCUGUACUCAUCUAUGAUGAAAUUCAAUGUGGAUUGUUUAGAAGUACCAACAUGUGGGCACACUCAGAUUUCCCUGUAGAGGCACACCCAGAUUUGAUAACCAUGGCCAAACCACUUGCAAAUGGUUUCCCAAUUGGUGCAAUCCUCAUGCGUGACUCAGUUGCAAACAACGUUUCACCAGGUUCACAUGGAACAACAUUCGGUGGAUCACCAUUAUCUACUGCAGUUGCACACCACGUUCUCACCCGUUUAUCACAACUUCCUGAUAUGAAAUCACGUGCAGAAUUGCUCAAAGAGCGUUUGAAUCAACUUGCCGCUGCAUACCCAGAUCUGAUCAAAUCUGAAGUACGCGGACGCGGUUUCCUCCUGGGUGUACCAUUCAAAGAUACCGCUCAUCCAGGUAAAGCUCUCUCACUCGCCCGUGAACGCGGUUUGCUCAUCUUGGUCGCUGGUUCAGACGCUGUUAGAAUAGUACCAAGUUUGACGAUCUCAGAGGAAGAAAUCAACAAAGCUUGCGAUAUAUUUGAAGCUGUUUUGGAAGUACUCAGGAAAGAGUAAAUGUAUAAUAUAGAAAUUUUUU